AUGUCGGUCCAGGUCCAGAGUUACGCCGAGGGCAUAGUGGUUCUCCUGUGUGACUUUGGGCCCUUUGGCCAGUACGCUUUUGCAUUGAAUAUAGCGGAUAACAGAUCCUCCAUUCUCUUGGGGAACAAUGGCCAUCCUCGCGUCCUCUUAUGUACGCGAAUCCGCUCCAGUAACAAGCUUUUCGUCAGGAACAAUGACCACUUUAUGGUCUUGGGCUGGCACUCGGCGACCGGCAGCCACAACCACGAAUGGCUACUGGAUGUCUACAGUCUCUACAGUCUGGACACGGGCGAUGCUAUGAAGGCCCGGCCGCUGCAGCUGCCGGAUUUCUACGGCUCCGAGAUAGGGUCCACGGUCUGCUUCACCAUCCACCAGGGCGAAUUCUACGCGAUCACGAGCCAGACGAACUGCGAGAGCGAGGAGGUCGACUGGACGAGCUACUACCACGUUGUCAAGUUCCGGCUGGACGACCCAGACCCGGAACUGACUAUCAAGCUCAUCUGGCGGAGACAGCACCUCGAGGCCCCCAUCAACGAUGCCUGGAACGACCUGGGCUUCCAGAUCGACCGCUCGACGGGCGAGCUCCUGGUGGUCGAGGAGAGGAAGGAGUGGCUCAACGGCGGCAGCCGGUCCAUCAGGACGUACUACACGCAACCCAUCGGCCGCGCGGACUUUAAGGACCUGAAGGAAGGGCUGCGGCAUCCGCCUAACGAUCGCCUCAGCGUCACACUCGACGAGCACAGUAACAGUCGAUGCGAGGAGCCUAUAGUGCGUGCAGAUAGAUACGUUCAGGCCGAGUUCCAAGCAGAUGCGAGUGAGGAGCAGACGGCUAAAGAAUACAUCCGAUCCCGGACCAAGUGGAACGGAUACUCGUUCAACGCGCAGGCUUUUAUCGAUCUCGUGACGGACGAGGCGGUCAUGGAAGGCGAAUGGCGGCCCCGGCAACGCAUCAAGUUACGCGUGGUCAGCAGGCAGGAACUCAGUCCUCUGGUGCGAGACGCGACGAACGGGGGUUCUGUAGCUUUGGUGCUUCGCAAGCGCACACGGAAUCGCGAGGGCCAGGAGAUGGAGGACGGAGAGCGAGCCUUCACACCGAGCACCGUCUCUCUUUGGCCCCCGGACGACGCACCCCAGGGUUUGGACGCAAUCCUCUGCCCCGAGGGUCGAGCCGGAGACGUCAAAGCCAUGCUGGGAGACGAGGGCAUCGUAUACAUGGCCGGUCCGCCUCGCGAGCCGGGGUCGGCGGAGCGGGCUCUGGUCUUUGUCUGCUUCGACCCGACCUUCGGGUUCCAGGGGAUGCAGCGGCUCGAUGGGAGGUCGGCCGUGCCGAAAUCGGAAAGGAAGAGAAAGAUGGAGUGCUACGAAUAUGACGAGACACAGCAUACUGUCCAUUUGGGCGGCCAGGACCAGCGCCAGAGCCAGGGAAUUGACGUCGAUCUCACGGAUCCCACGGAGAGGCAGAAGCUGGAAGCCCGAGAUGUGGGGGAUUCAACUUCUUCCCCGUCUAGGAGCGACGAGCCGGAAAUCACCGCCGGCGGGCAACGAAAUAAAGCCAUUCGGCGGCUGCACCAGCUCGCGAAAACAUCCGCAAUCACCGAGAGACAGUUCGUCAGCACCCAGGCUACCAGAAUGAACUUCUCACAACCUUUCGAAGAGGAGCGACUUCCGUGGUACGACUCAGAUCAAUUUUAUCCCGUGCGCAUCGGCGAGAUAUUCCACUCCAAAUAUAAAGUGGUGGGGAAGCUCGGGUACGGUGCGCACUCUACAGUUUGGCUUUGCCGAAACAUGAAAGCUACUGGCUUUGUGGCCAUAAAAGUCUGCACCCGAGAAGUUGCCAAAUCCCCACGCAUUCAUCGAGAGCUGCAAUUUUACGAGCAUGUCAGCUCCCUCAAUUCGGAGCAUUAUGGCCAAGCUUACAUUCGUGGCCUCUUUGAGACAUUCACAAUUAACGGUCCCACCGGUCAACACUUGUGCCUAGUCCACCCCCCGAUGCACAUGACUAUUCGAGAACUUCAGCACCAAAAUCCGUCCCAUCGGCUCAAUGAGCAGAUUUUGAAGUGGACUCUGUUCAAUUUACUCAGCGCGCUUUCCUUUCUACAUGAUGAAGCUAAGGUGACACAUACAGGUAACUUAUUGUGGCCACGAUAUCCCGUCGACCUUUGUGACAGAGCAGGCGAUGAAGCGACUGCACGGGCCGAUAUCAUGUCCAUCAUUGCGGGCGAAUCGAGGAAAAAGCAUUAUUACGCGUCCGACCGCCUAUUCAACCACCUGAAGCCGCUCGCCGACGACCUACCCCAACCCAAACCAGACUUGUAUGACGGCGCUUUUCCCCAACAAAUCGAUCGGAGAGUCCGCCGUGAUCUCGGAAAGCACAUUGUCCCAUGCAACAACACCUCUCUGCCGGCAGCGCCAAACUUUUUCCUGGAGGGAAAGAGUGAGGGUGGGCGUGCCGACGUCGCCAAGCGGCAAGCCUGUCACGACGGGGCGAUCGGCGCCCGAGUGAUGCACAGUCUCCAGAAUUACCAAUCGGCAGAACCCAUAUACGACGGCAACGCCUACAGUUUCUCGGCCACUUACCACCAAGGCACCGCAACGCUACAACUCUAUGCUCACCAUCUGACGCCGCCCAAGGCGCCUGGAGAACCUCCCGAGUGUCAUAUGAGUCAGCUGAAGGGAUUUCAAAUGACCAGCGAUAGGGAAACAUUUGUGAAGGGAGCCGGUGGUUUCCGCUACAACCGGGAUCGGGCCAAAACCGAUCGAGACAAUUUCAUCGAUCACGCAAACCAGAUAGCCCGACGGGCACCUGCGGAAACUCCGUCAACCACAUUGACGGACAGCCGUACGUCCCUGUCAGUGCUCCAAGAAGACGAAUCUGAUACUUCUGCCGAUGAACUCGUUGCCGAACAAACGACUGCCAAACGCACGAGACAUGCUACUGUGGAGCAAUCAAGGCAUGCCGCUAUGCCACCAGCAGCGGCGUCCUACUCCGCCAGACACCUCAGUAUCAUCUCUCGGCAACCAACGACGAGCGCACACUAUGUGCAAUCCAGUGCACGUUCGGGGCAAGCACUUGAGGGUGGAAAAAGUCGGAGGCAAAUCAGGCCUACGCGGAAGGUCCUGGAUAACACUUACACCGAUAGUAUACGUUAG
This is a messenger RNA of Cladophialophora immunda, 3150 nucleotides long. RefSeq lists its product as uncharacterized. The transcript is spliced from 3 exons. Gene Ontology annotation, biological process: protein phosphorylation; spliceosomal complex assembly; regulation of mRNA processing. NCBI's taxonomy places the organism in Eukaryota, Fungi, Ascomycota, Eurotiomycetes, Chaetothyriales, Herpotrichiellaceae. The record is from RefSeq and is a predicted model, not a curated record. Gene Ontology annotation, molecular function: protein kinase activity; ATP binding. Bases 1 to 3150 code for a protein of 1049 amino acids.